AUGGCAUAUCCUGAUUUACAUUCAGGGUUUAUGUCUAGAAAUCAACAUUUGUUCUCUUUUAAGUUUCUUAAAAAUCACAAACCAUUUCAAGGACCUAGACUACUCCUGUUAGGUUCUUGUAAUGGUUUGGUACUCUGUAUUUCACGUAUUGGAGAAGAGCACAGUAGGUAUCAUGUUUGUAAUCCACUAACUCAGACAUGGGUUUCACUUCCAUUACCACCUGGUUCCCAGAUUAAAUUAUUUGAUGUUUGUGGUAUAUUUUUUGAUUAUUCCUUAUCAUCAUUUGCUAGUUGUUAUAAGGUUGUGCGUAUCCCACAGUUUAAGGAGCCCUCGAAGAAUUUCAAUGUUGAGAUAUAUUCUUCUGAUCUGGGCAUAUGGGAAAGUUUUCAAGUUUCGUGUGAUGAAAAUGUCGUGUGGCGAUUCCCUGCGUUUGAUAAACUUGUUAUCCUUAAUGGUGCUUUGUUUUGGAUUCAAGGGGGGAGUAGAAUGUUAGUUUACAAUCUCAAUCAGAUUAAUAAAAGUGAUGGUCAUCAAUGUAGUUUGAUUAAUUUGCCAGAUAUGGAGUUUGAUGAUACUGAGUUUCUUCACUUUAGUAGUCAUAUUGGUGAGUCAGAAGGUUGGCUCUGUUACGCCAAAGCUAGAAAGGCAGCAAGUGAAAUUACUGUGAGUGUUUGGGUGCUCAAUAUGGGCAACUGGGAAAUGUUGCACAAGGAUAUUUCAGUUGGCGGUAUCUGCGAGGAAGUGCUUUCUCGCAAAGGUAAAGCUGCAGGAAUCCAAGUUUUAGGUUUCAGUCCGGUAGACCGAAACAUUGUUUUGCUCGGUUGCAAGAAAUGGGUUUGGGGGUUUAAUAUCAAGACGAGAAGCUUUGAAGAGUUCUGUUUGGAUAACAGACAUGUACAUGAUGCAAGUAUGAUGUUCCUGCCGUUUGUGCUAAAGCCAAUGCCGACAGUACCCUUUUGGACAAAGUGA
Molecule: messenger RNA, 969 nt
Organism: Papaver somniferum (opium poppy)
Lineage: Eukaryota; Viridiplantae; Streptophyta; Magnoliopsida; Ranunculales; Papaveraceae
Product: putative F-box protein At3g23970
Exons: 1
Coding region: 1-969 (322 amino acids)
Source: RefSeq, a predicted model, not a curated record